Molecule: messenger RNA, 1130 nt
Organism: Cutaneotrichosporon oleaginosum
Lineage: Eukaryota; Fungi; Basidiomycota; Tremellomycetes; Trichosporonales; Trichosporonaceae
Source: RefSeq, a predicted model, not a curated record
CACCCCCCAAUCCCCACAAUGCCACCCUCAGCAAAACGCGACUACCAAGCGCGCAUGGCGCACACCGUGCUCAUGUACUUGUACAUGCUGCUGUUCAUGGGCUCGUUAGUCGUGUCGAACCUCCUCGGCAUCUUCAAGGCGCCAUGGACGCCGUACCGCGCCAGCAUGAGCCACAUCAGCCCACAGGCGGCCGACGCCGCGUCCUACGCCAACUCGGUGAUGGACGGCAUUACCCUCGUCUACUGGUUCAUCUUCUUUGUGUGCCAGCACACGCGCCGCGCGCUGCACGUCUGGGUGCAGCUGCUCGCGUACGCGGCCAUCUGCGCGGCCAACCUCGGCCUGGGCGUGACGCUCGAACGCGCGGCGUUCGAGCCCUGGUUCCGCGCCGCCGCGGUGCUCGCGUGGGUCAAGGCGGGCCUCGCCGUCGUCUUCGCCAUCAAUGUUGCCACAUACACCGGCGUCGUGCACGGCAAGCCGGGGUUCCGGCGCGAGUUCGCCCCAGCGUGGCGCGACGGCGUGCCGCGCCGCCCGCCGGCGGCGCGCGGCGCGCAGAUCGCGCAGAUCGUCCUCCUCUCCCUCCUUCUCGCGUACACCUUCGCCGUCUUCGUCUUGCAGUGUAUCCUCGUAGACGUAAUGCGGGAGGUACGCCGGCAGCGCAACACGGCGCUGCUGUACGUGCUCCUCGCGGCGCAGGCCGCGUUCUGCGUGUAUCUCGCCUUCUACCUUUUCCUGCGCCGCGCCGACCCAUUCUCCCGCUUCGUGAGCGUGCUGGCCGACACGGCGGUGUUGGCGCUGUGGGCCGCACUGAUCGCCGCGCUUGCGGGUGCAAGCGUCGCCGUCGUCGUAGCCGGGAUCGACGGCGGCACGCUCCAGGCGAUCCUCGCGUUCGUAUGUGCCGGGCUCACCCUCGCCAUCGUCGCGUUCGAGGUCAUAUACACUGCUGUGCGCGGCGGCCAGGGGAGGUGGCACAGGCGGUUCGCCACUCCGCCGGAGGUGGACGAGGUCGAGUUUGAGAUGACGCGCACGCCCAAGCCCAGCCGUGAGACCAGCCCUCGCAAAGAGGGCGAGGGACCGCCGACGCUCAGCUACGUGUAGCUUUACCCACUUAGAAAUGCGAGUCGGCCCACUAU